CACAAUCUACAGUCUUAUGGAAUCUAUUCCUUCACUCACUGAUGCACGUUCAAACACGCAGCAACCCUAAUUUCUUCUAAACAUAUAAUUCUCCUGUUUUAAUAUAGUAUAUUUUCCCUCGGAUUCAUCAAAAUAUCCACCAGCGAUCCUCAUUCUUGUUCAUUUGUUUUGUAAUUAACGUGUCUGAUCAUAUCUCAAUUGCAAUCACUGUUUCGUGAGGUGGGUUCUCGUCAUUUCUGAUAAUGACGACUGCUUCUGCACAUUGUUCUUUGGGCGUCAAUGCUCAAUUUCAUGAAAAUUCAAGAAAUUUUCCUUCUAAAUCGGAGUCUUCAAGUGUUAAUUUUCAUUCUAAUGGGGAAUUCUUCAAAAUCAGCUUGAAACCUAGCUUGGGUUCGUCAAUUUGCUCCAAGGGAUGUGUAGGUCGUGUAUGUUCUCUACCCGAAAUAGGCGAUUUGUUUCCGGAAAAGCCCCCAACACCUAUACUUGAUACAGUUGAAAGCCCCAUGCACUUAAAGAACCUAUCUCACAAGGAAAUGAAACAAUUGGCUGAUGAUAUUCGCUCAGAGUUGUUGUUUAUAAUGAAUAAAACUCAAAAAUCCGUGAAGGGUAGCAUGUCAGUAGUGGAGUUGACUAUUGCUAUACAUCGUGUCUUUUCUGCUCCCAUGGACAAGAUAUUGUGGGAUGUUGGAGAGCAAUUUAAAGUGAUGUUGCAAUUUGCCCUUUAA
Molecule: messenger RNA, 725 nt
Organism: Lactuca saligna
Lineage: Eukaryota; Viridiplantae; Streptophyta; Magnoliopsida; Asterales; Asteraceae
Source: the annotation of a GenBank genome assembly